This is a messenger RNA of Penicillium olsonii, 1689 nucleotides long. The record is from the annotation of a GenBank genome assembly. Lineage: Eukaryota; Fungi; Ascomycota; Eurotiomycetes; Eurotiales; Aspergillaceae.
AUGAAGGAGGAAUCCACUCGAGGCACACCUGAGGGCUCGACUGCCGACGACCCUGGCUCGAAGGCCAACCUCGCCGCCAAGGAUCGCAAAUGCCAGUACUGCCAGCAGGCAUUCACCUCGUCAUCCUUGGGCCGCCACCUCGAUCAAUUCCUGUUCAAAAAGAAACCGGACGGCGUUCACGAUGUGGAGGAGAUCCGGCGACUUCGGAGUGGAAUCACGAGGCGGCAGGCCAGGACAUCUGCGGGGAAGACGGACGCGAGUCCUGAGCGAAGCCAGAAGAAGGGGUCCGUAGACCCGUCUAUUGCUGUCGACUCCAGCUCAAAGUCGCGCGACACCCCGGUGCGCAUGAUGUUCAACACACCCACAUGGCAUGCGACUGGGGUGAUCAAUGACAUCCCGAACCCCAACCGCGUACCGGAUGGGCCACGCAUCGCCCCUUCACAGUCUCGCAAUGCCUCACUUCAGCUGCCAGAUUAUGCGAGUCGAGGGGCAAGUGCCAGCAAUCCGGAUACCAUGCGAGCACUGGAGCUGGCCUUGCGCGAAGUGCUCGACAACAUUAAAGCGGCAACUGUACGUUCCCGACCACGGUUGUCCCCAUUCGACUUCGACAUCCAAUCGCAGACCUUCCCGUCCUUGUGCUUGCAACUGCUUCCUCCCCCGCCGACCUUAUUCGCAACAAAUCCCUUCCCCUCAUCGUCUUCGUUCCCACUCCAACCACCGGGCGCCGAAUAUGUUGAUACCGUCCGACAAGCGCUACGGUCCCAAGUCGCACAAUGGCAAACGGAUCAAAUUUCAGCUGAUCCAGCUGCUGCGCACCAUGCCCGGCACGGAAGCAACGGGGUGGAUUCAAGCAUGGUAUACCGAAGCGCACAACAGCACGAAGAGAUCAGUCUCCGGCAUCUAGAGUUGGCCUUCAAUCACUGGAAUUCACUUUCACACGACGCUCGCCGCGACGCAUGGCAACUUGAAAUCAUGCGCGCAUUCGCACGGGAAGCCGAAAAGCGCAAGUCCUCGGAUGAGCAACUUGCCCGGGUACAGCAGGAAGCGAACCAGCUUCGUGCGCAGGUUGAGCGUCUUGGCUCAUGCCAGUGGCCUCGGGAAUUUGCUCUCUUCCCACCUGAUACGCUGCCCCUCCCACGGCAAGUUGCGCGCGAACUAGACGCGCACGACAGCCACAUGAGUCCCACCUCACAACGAUGGGAUUACGACAAUGUCGUCGCGAAAUGGAAGCGGGUUGUCAUGCAUGACAAGGGCAUGGGUCGCAUUGGCGUUGGCUAUGGGGGAAACCCAAGCCCGCUGGGGGAUCCGGAUCACAAUCUUCCCCAACAGAGCCCUGAUAUUCGGCCGCCACGCCCAGGGGAAGAUACCACAUCCCACCCCAACCGACUGCGGCCUUUGCAGUCCGCGGCAACUCGGAGCCCAGAUGUCGGUGCUGCAUCUACUCCUGCGUCAUCUAUCCAUUACGCCUCGCCCCACUCUUAUGCAGAUCCUCGUAGCCCAUCUGGCGCCCUGCCCCCGGUGACUGGGCUACCGCCAGCCAAGCGGCCCCGGCUCAUGAAUGGGUCGGAUGAUCCUGCGGAGUCUGGACCUCCUCCACCUCACACGGUGGGCAAACCGUGGGGAUCUUCUACUCCCCACCUCUCCAAUCUUGCUGCCCCCUCGGGGCAGACGCCUCCAUCUCGAAAUUAA